Molecule: messenger RNA, 3615 nt
Organism: Scomber japonicus (chub mackerel)
Lineage: Eukaryota; Metazoa; Chordata; Actinopteri; Scombriformes; Scombridae
Gene: ppfia3
Product: PTPRF interacting protein alpha 3
Biological process (GO): synapse organization
Cellular component (GO): presynaptic active zone
Molecular function (GO): protein binding
Source: RefSeq, a predicted model, not a curated record
AUGAUGUGCGAGGUGAUGCCGACCAUCUCGGAGGACGGGCGAGGCGGCGGAGGAGGCGGCUCCGAUGAAGGAGGCAGCACGGGCAACCUGGAGUCGCUGAUGGUGAACAUGCUGACGGAGAGGGAGAGGCUGCUGGAGAGUCUGAGGGAGACGCAGGACAGUCUGGGGACGGCCCACCUACGUCUGAGAGAGCUGGGACAUGAGAAGGAAUCCCUCCAGAGGCAGCUGUCCAUCGCCCUGCCACAGGAGUUUGCAGUGCUGACCAAAGAGCUGAACCUCUGCCGGGAACAGCUGCUGGAGAGAGAGGAGGAGAUCUCCGAGCUGAAGGCAGAGCGAAACAACACACGACUGCUGCUAGAACAUCUGGAGUGCCUGGUGUCCCGUCAUGAGCGUAGCCUGAGGAUGACCGUGGUCAAGAGGCAGGCCCAAUCUCCGGCCGGGGUCUCCAGUGAGGUGGAGGUCCUAAAAGCCCUCAAGUCCCUGUUCGAGCACCACAAAGCGCUGGAUGAGAAGGUCAGAGAAAGGCUACGGGUGGCUUUGGAGCGAGUUGGAGUCCUGGAGGAAGAGCUGCAGACUUCCUCUCAAGAAGUUGUGUCUUUAAGGGAGCAAAUCAAACGGCGGCAGCAAGGACUAGACAACGGCAAAGAGGUAAUUUGACGCCGGCUGCCUAACGGACCUUCCUCCAUCGUGGAUGACGGAGAGGUGGACAGGCAGAGAGAGGGCGAGAUAGAGCGACAGAGGUCAGAGCUGGGCCAGCUGAAAGAGAGACUGGCCCUCAUGUGCAGACAGGUCGGGGAGAUCGAGGAGCAGCUGACAUCGGCCAGGAGGGAGCUGGCCAGAUCAGAGGAGGCCAACCAGAAACUACAGAGAGAUGUGAAAGAGGCACUCUGUCAAAGGGAAGACAUGGAAGAAAGAAUCACCACAUUAGAACGCAGGUACCUCAGCGCCCAGAGGGAGGCGACGUCUCUCCACGACAUAAAAGAUAAACUGGAGAACGAUUUGGCCAGCAAAGAGUCUCUCUACAGACAGAGCGAGGAGAAGAACCGGCAGCUUCAGGAGCGUCUGGAUGAUGCCAAGCAGAAGCUGCAGCAAACCCUGCAGAGGGCCGAGACGCUGCCUGAGAUAGAGGCCCAGCUCGCCCAGAGAGUGGCGGCGCUCAACAAGGCGGAGGAGCGCCAUGGCAACUUUGAGGAGCGACUGCGACAGAUGGAGGCGCAACUGGAGGAGAAGAACCAGGAGUUACAGAGAGCGAGGCAGAGGGAGAGGAUGAACGAUGAACACAACAAGCGACUCUCCGACACGGUGGACAAGCUCCUGUCCGAGUCCAACGAGAGGCUGCAGCUCCACCUGAAGGAGAGAAUGGCCGCCCUGGAGGAGAAGAACGCCUUAUCUGAGGAACUCUCCAACAUGAAGAAACUCCAGGAUGAUCUCUUGGCAAACAAGGACCAGCUCAUAGCGGAGUUGGAGAGGAUUCAGCUGGAGUUAGAUCAGCUGAGAGCGAGGCCCGGAGGCUCUUACUCCAGUCGCUCUCUUCCGGGCAGCGCUCUGGAGUUGAGGUAUUCCCACGCGAGCGGAUCCCUCCCCACAGGGUCCACCACACAUCUGGAUCCCUUUGGUAACGCCUCCACCGGGGGUGUGGUUAGGCGAAGCCACCGAGCACGUUGGAGCUCCGCCCGAGAGGAUUCUACGAAGUAUCCCGACUGGGAGAGCGGUGCUCUGCUGGGGACCGGGUACGAUCACGGCGUCGAUGUGGGUUGCUCCGACGACGACGACGACGGGGACCAUCGGUUUGGCUCCGAGCUGCUGUCCCCGAGCGGACAAACGGACGUUCAGACUCUGGCCAUCAUGCUGCAGGAACAGCUGGAGGCCAUCAACAAGGAGAUCAAACUGAUCCAGGAGGAGAAGGAGAACACAGAGUUGCGGGCCGAGGAGAUCGAGAGCCGGGUCAGCAGCGUGGCUCUGGACAGUCCGCCCAUCCCUCCGUCCACCCUGGGGAGAGACAGCACAGGACGGGGCUUCAUCCCCUCCUCCAUCACAUCCUCCACCCUGGCCUCCCCUUCUCCUCCCAGCUCUGGACACUCCACCCCUCGUCUGCCUCACUCCCCAGCCCACGAGAGCGAUCGACAGAACAACGAUCGGUCUCUUGCUCUUCUCGACUCCACACCUCCUCCGACUCCUCGCGCGCUGCGAUUGGACAGGAUGACCCUCACCCAUCCAGGGGCGAUGCUCGACGACCCUCGGGAGUUCCGCAGUCUCUCAGCAGAUGGCAGCAGCUCCAACAGCAGCCAAGACUCCCUCCACAAGUCCAGUAAGAAGAAAAGCAUCAAGUCUUCCAUCGGUCGGCUUUUUGGAAAGAAGGAGAAAGGGAGGAUGGGCCAGCCUGGACGGGAUGGAUCUGCUUCUCUUGCAUCUACACCUUCUGAAGACCUGGCCUCUGGAGAUCCCAUGGGGAUGAACAAGACUGGGACUUUGGGUCCAGCAGAUAAAGACCGCCGCAGCAAGAAGAAGCAUGAGCUACUGGAAGAGGCAUGUCGCCAAGGACUUCCCUUUGCAUCUUGGGAUGGACCCACUGUUGUAUCUUGGUUGGAGCUGUGGGUGGGAAUGCCUGCCUGGUACGUUGCAGCCUGUCGUGCCAACGUGAAGAGCGGCGCGAUCAUGGCCAACCUGUCGGACACGGAGAUCCAGCGUGAGAUCGGCAUCAGUAACCCGCUGCACCGCCUCAAACUGAGACUGGCUAUCCAGGAGAUGGUUUCCCUCACCAGCCCCUCUGCCCCGGCCAGCACUCGCUCUUCGACCAGUAACGUUUGGAUGACCCACGCUGAGAUGGAGUCUUUAAACGCAGCCAUCAAGCCUCCGCUGAAAGAGUUCAGCUGGGAUCAGAUACUGGCCUACGGCGAUAUGAAUCAUGAGUGGGUGGGCAACGACUGGCUGCCCAGUCUGGGCCUGCCACAGUAUCGCAGCUACUUCAUGGAGUCCCUGGUGGAUGCCCGCAUGUUGGACCACCUGACCAAGAAGGAGUUGAGAGGACAACUCAAAAUGGUGGACAGCUUCCACAGGGUCAGUAUGCAUUACGGCAUCAUGUGCCUGAAGCGCCUGAAUUACGAUCGCAAGGAGCUGGAGAGGAGGAGAGAGGAGAGCGUCCACCAGAACAAAGAUGUGAUGGUGUGGUCCAAUGAGCGUGUGAUGUGCUGGGUGCAGACUAUCGGUCUGAAGGAGUACGCAGACAACCUCCGUGAGAGCGGAGUCCACGGCGCUCUGCUGGCUCUAGACGACACCUUCGACUACACCGACCUGGCUCUGCUGCUGCAGAUCCCCAAUCAGCACACGCAGGCCAGACAGCUCCUGGAGCAAGAGUACAACUCCCUCAUCUCCAUGGGGACCGAGAGACGACCCGAUGAGGAUGGAACUAAGACAUUCACCCGCUCGCCCUCCUGGAGGAAGAUGUUUAGGGAGAAAGACCUUCGGGGCGUGACCUCCGACUCCUCCGAGACCCUGCCUGCUAACUUCCGUGCCUCAGCCAUCUCCACGCCCUCGGUUACCCUGAGAAAGGUUCAGAGUGACGCCAACUCUGGUGCUCGGGGUGAAUCUGCCUCAGUGAGGACGUACUCCUGCUGA